Alternaria rosae is the source of this 3954-nucleotide messenger RNA. RefSeq lists its product as uncharacterized. The record is from RefSeq and is a predicted model, not a curated record. Lineage: Eukaryota; Fungi; Ascomycota; Dothideomycetes; Pleosporales; Pleosporaceae. The transcript is spliced from 2 exons. Bases 164 to 3571 code for a protein of 1135 amino acids.
ACCAGUUCUGUCGCGUCCGUCGCGUCCUCACAGCUGCGCCCUGCCCGUGUAUAAAGACCCGUCGCUCCUCCCCUCGACAUCGCCUGGUUUUCGCAAUCUGCUCGCACUAUCUUCGCUUCAACAGGAACCGCGACAUGUCUCUCUCCUAGACUACUCGCGUCCUAUGCGGGAUGCGCUGCCAUCAACAUCAAUGGCGGGGUUCGGGGGCCCAAAUACCAAUGUCACGCGACAAAGCCAUCAUGCGCCUUCACAGCCAACUCCCUCGAGACGAUCGCUGCCAGACGGGCCAUGCAACUAUCGCGACGCGCACGUAGGCCAGUGUGGAUGUGACCAGUUUUGGGACAAGCUCAGCGCCGAGCUGCACGAUGAGAGCGCCGACCAUCGGCCUAGCAGCGAGCGCUCAACCUGGUGUGUCUGCGGGCACCAUGCCUGCUUCCAUCUGAGGGCGUCGCGGGCGCCAGAAAGGCAGGCGCUUUCGAUCAAUCUCCCGCUGCAGUCACUGUAUGCGACUGGUGAAGAGCCGCGACAAUCACUGUCAGGCGCGCAAUGCGACACGAGUGCGGGCUUACGGCAACUGGGCGACAACCUUCUGUCUGAAGGGGGUCAAGCCAUAUACAAUGAGCGCAUGCACCAGCGGCCCAGUCCUAGCCAGCGCCCCCAGCGACAGCCCUCCGGGACCAACUCGUUUGGUCGCUUGCUACAAAGUCAGGACACUCCAUCACAAAUCAGCACGAGCGGCCUUCCUGGACUUCCUUCCGUGUGCUUGCUAUCUCAUGAAAGCCGCCCAGUAGCUAACAGCGAAGCUAGGUAUGGCGUGAAUCAGUCGCGCCAGACGGUGACAGGUCUUGGUCUUUCUACGAUGAACUUGGAGAGCAUGGCUCAGCUUAACCGUCAACAGUCGCCUACACCCACCAUACCCGACGACAUCAACAUCGUUCAUACCCCGCAAAAGCUACCCAACGAGCCCAUCAUCUCCCCUGGCAGAGCGAACACGGCGCAAGAAGGGGCGAACGUUACCAGCCCGUCGCGCGGCAUCCUCGAGCACGUCUUUGAGUUCAACCGCAACUUCCAGCCCGACGAGCCUGGCGAUACCAUACCAAACACCUACAAUCCCGAAGAAUACGUGCAGAGCGCUACCGAGGUGGCUACUCCAAGCGUUGGGAACACUCCAGAUCUGAGCGCUGCUGAUCGGGCUGUACAGGAUGGGAAGGACAUGAUUGACGCGAUGAAGCGCAUCACCUCGGAAAUCCAACAGCAAUCGACAGGCUCACCCGAGCGACAGACAUAUGGCACAGUUCCCACCCAGCUCUUGCCGAGGAACGCUCCUGCAGGACCACAAGAACAGCUGCACAACCUCCUCCAAUCUGCUCCCCCACAAGGCCUCCAGAAGCUAGUCUCCUACCUUGCUCCUCUCCAUAACCUAUUGAAUUCGAUACCCAAUGUAGCCAAGACAAUGCAGGAACUUGGUAGCCGCCUAGACUUGCUGGAGAACGGAUCUUUCAACUAUGUUCAACCGGAGGAUUUGAACAAUACUUUGGACAUGUAUGAGGGUAGGCUCAUUGAUGUCGAGCAUCGCAUGGAUGAACAUGAACGGAUGCAUGAAGCUAUGGAGGAGCAAAGUAGCACUAGCUCCUUCAGCCGAAGGCGCAUCGGCAACAUCACCACGUCCUUUGACUCCAACCACUCUGUGGAUUCCACGACUUCUUCCGCCCUUAUCCUCGCGGCCAUGGAUCGCAAAGACACAGAGAUGGAGCUUGAUAGCAUCAAAGAGAGAUUAGAUGUGUUGGAAGCCGCGGCGCCGCCCACAUCCUUGCAACCUUGGGAAGUAGAAGUUGUCCUAUUACCAUGGGGUCCCGACUUGAAAGGCAUCUGGUUCUCGCCUGAUGAGCCCAUGCAUGACAUAGCCAAGACUACAACCCAAAACUCUGAAGAGUGGACUCAGGCUCACACAUCCAAGCCCAUCAAGGGCCUACCAUUUCUUGGACGAGAUUCAGAUUCAAGCCCAUACCCUGGUACUCGAAGUUCAGCUAGAGGAUCUAUAAAUAGCCAAGCCGAAAACGGAUGGAGCAGCCAAGACAUCAGCAACUGGGCUUCAGGAUCUACGGAUGACUGGCUGUUUCCCAAAGCCUGUGGAAGCAAUAACUUGGUCUACAAGCGACUUCAAAGCAGAGGUUUCGUCCGAGAUGUUACCUUUAGAGGUUCCAGCGCUAAAGAUAUUCAAGAAGCUUUGUCACAGGCUUUUUCUGAUGUCUUUGACUACCUACAGUAUGAUGACAGCGACGAAAACCCCAUGGUUUCUGCGUACCCAGGUCUUCGAGCGCCCUACAUACCGCUACGGAAGGUACUCAAGGAGUCGCGACUACGUUUUCUCACGCCCGCCGAAAUGUCCAGCAGUGCGCUUUGGAAUGCUCAGUUUCUUUCAGCCGGCGUCAUGAUGAGAGUGUCAGGCGGGAAGAAGAGGCUUUACGUGACAGUCCGCGAAGCCUACACCCAACAAGUCGAUCGUAAUGAGUUCGUCGUUAUGGAACAGUCAUGGCCAGAGCUGCGCCAACUACCUCGAUACCAACCCGACCAAGAUUCGCAGAUGGAAGGCAACGACGAACAGUGCCAAGCGCACGUUCCCGAAGCAGAUGCAAAAGAAGCAUGCUGGCAGUUCGUUGAAACGUAUGAUGCUCCGCCUGCCAGUGUGCAUUCGUCUUUCGGAAGCAACCAGUCUGUUCAACUGUCCAUGCGCCCUGCUGGCCAAAAUUGGCGACGGUCAAUCACUCCCAAUUCGAUAUUGAAGAACAAGCAACCCCAGCCCAUUUCGCCACUAAGCGAGAACCAUCUGCAACGUCCACUCUACUAUCGCAACCGUACGGUAUCUGCUUCGGUUAUCGACACCGUCACACCUCGUCAGUCGAAACGCCGCUUCAACCCGUCCAUCGUUGAGCAAUCCUCUGCCCCGCAGCCAAUCUCGCGUGCACCCAGCCUGCCAUCAGCGAGGCUGAAGCGACGUCGCGUGACGAAUUCCUCCUCUCCGCGUCCCGAGGAAGCACACGUCACGAUAUGGAAUGCGACCCCCCGGCAAUCACGAGAGCCGCCGUCACCCUUCUACUCCUCACAGCCUGCACUACCACGAUCAAACUCAGACGUAAUGAGCAGACCAAGCCAGCGAUCUGUCGCUUUAGCAGGUAAAUCAACGCCUUUCGCCUACGCGACACCGCACUCAGGACCCUUCCCGGCUGGCCCUGGUUUCAACGCUUACAACAAUGGCGGCGAUACUGAACCAGACGAUGACAAUGACGCGUACGAAAAUGACGAUGGGGAGAAAAGCUGGCGUGGCGUAACCGAUGACGAUAACGAUAACGAUAACGAUAGCGCUUCGAGCUCGGUUCUUGAUGCCGAGACUGGGGCGCAAGAGGCAGCUAGUUUCUCAGGCGAUGACAGCGGGUUUGGCAGUGAUAACGGAGAGGAUAGCGAUGCACCAUCGGAGGACGAUGGGGAGAUUUAUGCGCAGCGUCAGCAGGAGGAGGAAGAUGAAGACGACGAGGAUGUGUUUGAUUCUUUGCUUAGUAUCAUUGAGGCCUAGAUAUACAGGGUUGAUCCAUGGAUGCUUUGGAUAUCAACAUGGCGCCGCACACCGAGAGCAUGGAAUCUGGAUACUCGGCAUCCAGCUUGGAGUACAUGUGGAGAGAAGUACACAUUUAUCAGCAUAGGCGUUCUGAGGCAGGGAGAUUUUGUACUAUAUUGCUUCCAUCGUACUUGCAGCGUUUUGUCCUCCUUUUCGGAACCUUGUUCUUUCGGUUCCUGAUUAGCAAAGUGUGUCUUUGUAUACUACUAAAAUUGGUCGUUGGGGUAUGGUUAUACGAUUAGGUUAGUGGCGGUGGUGGAACGUCCCUCUUCUCUCUACAUUCAUGGAGGGUGAGCUGGAAAAUGGAUAGCUUAGAUUUAUUUCUGGUGCAUCAGUCACUU